Closterium sp. NIES-65 is the source of this 1308-nucleotide messenger RNA. Lineage: Eukaryota; Viridiplantae; Streptophyta; Zygnematophyceae; Desmidiales; Closteriaceae. The record is from the annotation of a GenBank genome assembly.
AUGGAUUGUACCCCCGACCCGCCCAAAAGCUUCCCCCUUACGCCGAGGGCAUCCCCCCUUCCGCGCAAGAGCGUCCCCUUUCCGCCAAUCCCCCCAGAAGCAAGCCCCCCAGGGCUCCAGGGGGGACGCACCCGCGGAGUCUAUCAGCUGGGGGAGAGGAGGAGGCGGGAGAUGGAGAGGGGGGACGAGUGGGUACGGGGAGCACGCGCGGGGGGACUGGGGGGGAUGGAGCGGCGGACCUGGGGGGAGGCGGAGGAGGGGGGAUUGGCAGCCACCAAUGGGUUUGCGCCAGCUCAGCUCAUCGGGGAAGGCGGGUUUGGGAAGGUCUACCGGGGAAGCAUCAGGGCGGAGUUGCUCGAGAGAGGAGAGAGAGGAGCAAGAGGAGGGAGUGGGGAGAGAGGAGAGAGAGGAGCAAGAGGAGGGAGUGGGGAGAGAGGAGAGAGAGGAGGGACAGGAGAGAGAGGAGAGGGAGGUGGAGAGAGAGGGGACAUGGACCAAGGCGCAAUGGGGCAAGGUGGGGUGGGACAGGGUGCUAUGGGGCAAGGAGCAAUGGUGCAGGUGGCAGUGAAGCAGCUGAGGGAGGAGUCGAAGCAGGGAGCAGAGGAGUUUCUGAGGGAGGUGCUCGUGCUGGGGCGACUGAAUCACGCGCACCUGGUGCUGCUGUGGGGGUACUGCGUGGACGGAGGGGCGUUUCUCGUGUAUGAGCUCAUGGAGGGGGGAAGCCUUGACUAUGCGCUCAUUGACAGUGCCAAGGGCGAGCUACAUUUCAGCUGGCCCAUGCGCCUCAAGGUGGCAGUGGAGGUGGCAGAGGCAUUAGUAUACAUGCACCGCUGUAACUUCAUCCAUCGAGACAUCAAAGCUGCCAACGUGCUUCUCAAGCCGGACUACUCAGCAAAGCUGACGGACUUCGGCAUGGUGCGGGUGGGUCCCGGGGGUCAACUGCGGUCAAUCGUGUCUACGAGAGUCAUGGGCACCGAGGGUUACAUCGACCCCAGCUACCUUGAAACUGGCCACCUGGGAGCCAAGAGCGACGUCUACUCCUUCGGGGUGAUCCUCCUCGAACUCCUCACCGGGCAGCGCGUACUCGAAAAGGGUAACCAGCUGGUAACCGCGUGCCGGCAGCAGUUCCAGGACCUAGCCCUGCCCUCACGGCUCUACGCGGACCCUAAGUUACAUGGAGAGUACCCCGAGGUGGGGGCCAGGCAGCUGGCAACGCUGGCCAAGCACUGCCUGGCGGAGCAACGGCACGACCGGCCGGACAUGGUGACAGUUCUGCAGCAGCUGAAGGAGAUUGUGGGCAGGACCUAG